AGAUGUGGUCUCUGUGCAUUUGGAGUAUUUAACCCCUUCACUCGAAACGCCAAACCCAGAACCCCAUACACUGUCUACAACAUUCCACACAAUCUCUCUCCCUCUCUCUCUCUCACACACACUCACACUCUCUCUUUCUCUCUCUCACACAGCUUUUUGCAAAGUCUCAAGCUCACCCCAAUUGCUCCCAUGGCGGCUGGACUCUCCGCCUCCGUAACCUCCAAGCCCUUCCGUCUCUUCCAACACUCUCACCUCCUAAAACCCACAACCCUCUUUGCUCCCUCAGUUCUCCGCCACAGCACAAUCAAAAAAACCAGAAGAAAAGCUUGCUUAACUGUCUAUGUGAUCUUGGAGGACCAAAAACAAAGGACCCAUUUGGUGAAUCCUAAAGAUGAAGACUCUGAUGGCCUGACUAAAUUUCAGAUCCCAUCUCCACGUGUGGCAGAGAAGUUGGCUAGGAAGAGAUCCGAGAGGUUCACUUAUCUAGUGGCUGCUGUUAUGUCUACCUUUGGUAUUACUUCCAUGGCUGUCAUGGCUGUUUAUUAUAGAUUUUAUUGGCAAAUGGAGGGUGGAGAAGUGCCUAUGUCUGAAAUGUUAGGUACAUUUGCUCUAUCUGUUGGUGCUGCUGUGGGAAUGGAAUUUUGGGCAAGAUGGGCUCACAAAGCUCUCUGGCACGCUUCCUUGUGGCAUAUGCACGAGUCCCAUCAUCGACCAAGAGAAGGACCAUUCGAGCUCAACGAUGUUUUCGCCAUUAUCAACGCUGGCCCAGCUAUUGCUCUCCUCUCCUAUGGCUUCUUCCACAAAGGCCUUGUUCCUGGUCUUUGUUUUGGUGCUGGUCUUGGAAUUACAGUGUUUGGCAUGGCUUAUAUGUUUGUCCACGAUGGUCUGGUUCACAAAAGAUUCCCAGUGGGACCCAUUGCCAACGUACCCUACUUUAGAAAGGUUGCUGCAGCUCACCAGCUCCACCACAUGGACCUGUUCGAUGGUGUGCCAUAUGGGUUGUUUUUGGGACCUAAGGAACUGGAAGAAGUGGGAGGUCUGGAAGAGUUGGAAAAGGAGAUUAACAGGAGAAUCAAAUCAAAUAGUGGUCCUUGACAAAUUAGUCAAGGGGAGCUCGUUUCCUAGCACAAUUAUCAGAUUGGGCGAACAGUGCAGUGAUAAAUAUCAAAGAUUUUGAGGCUCUUAGUUACUGUCUUAUUACAAUGAUAUGAAAAUAGGCAAGAGAAUGAAACAGUAGAUUAAGGAGGCUUUUACAAAAUUUUUACUUGUGUGUUUAUGUGAGUGUUUCAUAUUUAGUGGGAUCAAUGAUCAGAAUGAAAGAGAUAUACUGUAAUGGGAUUCUAGAAUCCCACUGAAUUUGAUUGCUCGCUGGAGAAGACUGUACUUGGUUCUUGUACAAAAUCCCAAACUAAUAGAUGAUAUUUCUUAAAAUUGUCACAGCUCAA
Messenger RNA from Quercus robur (English oak), 1445 nucleotides. RefSeq names its product beta-carotene hydroxylase 2, chloroplastic-like. Bases 190 to 1095 code for a protein of 301 amino acids. The record is from RefSeq and is a predicted model, not a curated record. Gene Ontology annotation, biological process: carotene metabolic process; xanthophyll biosynthetic process. The transcript has 7 exons. Gene Ontology annotation, molecular function: beta-carotene 3-hydroxylase activity. Gene Ontology annotation, cellular component: chloroplast. NCBI's taxonomy places the organism in Eukaryota, Viridiplantae, Streptophyta, Magnoliopsida, Fagales, Fagaceae.